Messenger RNA from Syngnathoides biaculeatus (alligator pipefish), 6455 nucleotides. It is a transcript of the gene pou6f2, whose product is annotated as POU class 6 homeobox 2. Gene Ontology annotation, molecular function: RNA polymerase II cis-regulatory region sequence-specific DNA binding; DNA-binding transcription factor activity, RNA polymerase II-specific. The record is from RefSeq and is a predicted model, not a curated record. The coding region runs from base 414 to 2453 and encodes 679 amino acids. Gene Ontology annotation, biological process: regulation of transcription by RNA polymerase II. The transcript is spliced from 11 exons. NCBI's taxonomy places the organism in Eukaryota, Metazoa, Chordata, Actinopteri, Syngnathiformes, Syngnathidae.
UUUUUUUUUUUUACAUCGUUUGAGUUUAUUUUCGCUGAAAUGAAGUAGUUCAGCCGGAAAAGAAAUGUUAAACAGUGAAAACAGUCAUCAAUCAAUCAAGGCCGUCGAUUGAAAACCGCAAACAGUAGCUUUCGUUUUUUUUUUUGUUUUUUUUUUUUAAAAAAACGCAAUUUAAUACCUCAGUUAACAGAUAGAUAUUCGUGUGCUGUUAUUUAAUACAGUUUUAAAUAUUGUAGGUAUCAUCUGGAAGAGUGAUUGAAAUCAAACAAAAUGAAAUUCCGGCCACCGUUCGUGCGGGCGCCAGGACUCGAAAGGGUGCACGAAUCCAUUCCGCAGCCUUGCCCCUUCUUUUGAGAAGCUUCUUCGCUGUUGCCAACAUCCACUUGAAUACCAACGCUCCUCCCGGGGAUCCGAUGCUAACGGGGCAGCUGAGCAAGCCGCCGCUCUCCUUCAUGCGCGGCGACAUGAGCGCGCUGGAACUCGGCGGGCGGGCCGACGACAAAGUGGCCGGCAGCCCCGACAGCGAGCUCAUCGACGAGACGCUGGUCCUGCCGGGCGAGGGCCCCGACCGGGAGGGCACCCCCGGCAAGUUGUACGGCGCCCGCGACAGUUCAGUCCAGUCCGAGCUCAGCAGCAGUCCCUCCGAGCAGAGUCAAGUAGGCCAGUCUCACCCGGGGUACCCCACUCUGGGUCCACAGUCCUUGCUGGUGGCCCAGCAGCUGGCCAACGCAGUGGGCGGCGUGAUGUCCGGGGCUGCAGCGGGCAUGAACCAGCCCAUCCUCAUCCCCUUCAACGCCGGCGGGCACCUGGGCGGGCAGCAGGGCCUGGUCCUCUCGCUGCCCGCCACCAACCUCCAGAGCCUGGUGGCCGCGGCCGCUGCCGGGGGCAUCAUGACUCUGCCCCUCCAGAACCUGCAAGCUACCUCAACCCUCAAUUCCCAACUCCAACACCUGCAGCAGCUCCAACAGAUGCACCACCACCACCAUCACCACCACCAGCAACAGCAGCAACAACACCAUCACCACCAACACGUGCAGAACCAAGUCUCGUCCCAGCACCAUCACAUGACCCCGCCCGGCCACCAGCAGUCGGAGCCGUCGCCGGGUUCCGCCUGCUCCUCGACGUCCGGGCCGCCGCCGCCGCAGUCGCCGCCGUCGCACCGGCCGAACCAGUCGCCCGCCCGCAGCCUACCCUCGCCCGCCACCCCUCCUAUGCCUCUGCCGCCGUUGAAUCCUCUGGCCAGCCAGGCGGCGGUGGCGGCGGCGGCGGCCGCCAUGGGCUCUCUGGCCGCCGGCUCCCAGGUGUUCGGCAACGCCCUGUCCAACCUGCAGGGAGGCGGCGGGCAGCUGGUGACCAACGCGCAAGGACAGAUAAUUGGAACGAUCCCCCUGAUGCCAAACCCGGCAGGACCCUCCAGCCAAUCAGGGGCCGGCAACCCGGCGCUGCAGGUGCCGCCCAUCACGCCGCAGCUCUUGACCAACGCCCAAGGCCAGAUCAUCGCCACGGUGAUCGGCAAUCAGAUCCUGCCCGUCAUCAACACCCAGGGCAUCACGCUGUCGCCAAUCAAGCCCGGACAGCAGGCCCAGCAAGGUGCGAACGGGCCGACCUCCUCCUCCUCGCCGUCCUCGUCCUCCCAGCCCGGCCUCCUCCACGUGCCCCAGCGGCAGAGCCCCCUCCACCAGCCCUCCUCCUCCUCGUCCACCUCCUCCUCCUCCUCCUCGGCGCUCAGCGUGGGCCAGCUGGUCAGCAACCCUCAGACGGCCCCCAGCGAGGUGGACGGCGUCAACCUGGAGGAGAUCCGCGAGUUCGCCAAAGCCUUCAAGAUCCGCCGGCUGUCCCUGGGCCUGACGCAGACCCAAGUGGGGCAGGCCCUCAGCGCCGCCGAGGGCCCCGCGUACAGCCAGUCCGCCAUCUGCAGACACACCAUCCUGAGAAGCCACUUUUUCCUACCGCAGGAAGCCCAAGAGAACACGAUAGCUAGCAGUCUGACAGGCAAACUGAACCCUGGCCUUUUAUAUCCUGCCAGGUUUGAGAAGUUGGACAUCACCCCUAAAAGCGCCCAGAAGAUUAAGCCGGUUCUGGAGCGCUGGAUGGCGGAGGCUGAGGCCCGCCACCGGUCCGGCAUGCAGAACCUGACCGAGUUUAUCGGCAGCGAGCCGUCCAAAAAGCGCAAGCGGCGCACCUCGUUCACGCCGCAGGCCCUGGAGAUCCUCAACGGCCACUUUGAGAAGAACACGCACCCGUCGGGACAGGAAAUGACCGAGAUCGCCGAGAAGCUCAACUACGACCGGGAGGUGGUGCGCGUUUGGUUCUGCAACAAGCGGCAGGCGCUCAAGAACACCAUCAAGCGCCUCAAGCAGCCCGACGUGGUGGGCGGGGGAGGCGGGGGGGCCGUCCUGCCGCCGCCGCCCUCCCUGGACCUCGGGGACCCGCUCCACGACGUCCCCCAAUGAGCCCCGGCCCCGGAAAUCCCCACCCCCUGGACUCUUGAAAAGACUUUGUGUCGUCGUCGUGAUUUUCACUUUACCAAAACAAAACAACAAAACAAACAAACAAAAAAAAGACUGAGAGAUUAAAAUGUGAGGAAGGCACGUGAGGUACGUACAGUGGUACCUCGGCUUACAAGGUACGAGUCGUCGCUCGGGCAAUUUUUCUCGUUUAUGUACAGUUUUCCGCCAGAAAUUUGGGAUUGGCUACUCACGGUUUUACCAGUUCAGAGAUUUUUUGGGGGGAGGGGGACGUCCCGUCUGUUAUUGGUUGAAAAAUUCUCACUAGCCCCCCUCGAAUACAAAGAUACGUACAUGUGCCGUCUUGCCGCCAAGGAACUAUGUUGGAGUGAAGUGAGUACUACCGUAAUUUCCGGCCUCCAAGACUUUUUUCACACGCUUCCAACCCUGCGGUUUAGGCGAUGAUGCGGAUAAUUUGUGCAUUUUUUCUAACGGCCGCAAGGUGGCACUCGAGCGGAAACGGUAAGAGUGAGACCGGUGGAAUAUAUGUGCCGAGGAAGUGACUUUUACCGGCCCUGUUAGCGCUGUGCUAGCUUGUUGCCGGUGUGUUACUGCCGUGUGUCAGUGAUAUUUACCGAUAGGUUUUAUUUUAACGGGCCCUGAUAGUGUUAGUGCGGCAUUAGCACUAGCAUAAGCACCGUGCUAACGCUACGCUAGUGUUAAACUCUUUGUGUGUACCAUCAUUUUUUUGUAAAUAUCUUGUGUUUGAAUGUGGGAUUCAAUGGCAGCCUACCUAUAUACCAAAUAGUAUUUCCUUUACAAGUGUACUCGGUGCGGCUUGUAACCAGGUGCGCUCUGCAGGCCGGGAAUUACGGUAGCUUCAUUUGGACCAGAACCGUCUAAUGGGAAAGAAAGCGCGUUGCCGCCAUCCUGUGGCGUCUUAAGGCAAUUCGGGAGGGCAUCAACAAGACUGCGGCAAAUUGAUCGAAAUGAAGCUCCUCAACUCACUUCAAAUUGUUUUCCUUGUUACAAUGAUCCUGAAGAAAAACUGAAAAUCUGUGGUUUUUCAGCAAAUCACACAGGGCAUAGGUUGUUCGAUAAAUGUGCAAAUUCCUGGAUGCUGUCAUGCCCUCGCAAGGAGACCCGUAAACCCCCCACCCCACCCACGGCCUUUCAUUUCUCGAACGGGAUAAACACGCAAAAUGACGACACUCUCAAGGAGCUGCUGCGGGUCCCUGCUCACGCCCAGUCGCUCACACGCAGACUAACCGGGCAAUCCUGAUGUCACUCCACUAGGCCACGCCCCUAAAAGGCACACCUCCUACGCAGCGAUCCGUCAGUACGGACAGGAAUUAAACCUUACGAAAUAAUUUUUUUCAUUGCGUGAUAUAUUUUUAUACAAUAGAUUUUUUGCAGGGUGGAGGGGUGGGGCCGAAACCGAUUAGUGGCAUUGUAAUUCAUUUCAGUGGCCAAAACGGAUUUGCGUUACGGAACGGGUUCAAGCGGUAAAUCAAGGUACCACUGUACCAAAAGCAAAUGUGGGCGGCGAAAGGAGAUACCAAAUGAAAAACACAAUUUACCAAAGUAUGUGGCAUCGAAGAAUACUUUUCUAACGUCAAGGUGCGCGCGCCAUUUUUACAUUUGUACCCGCAGACGGGAGCUUUAAAAGCGCCACUUUUUCCUCCUUCCUUCCUGCUUUGUGUGUACAUAUUCACGCGCCAAAUCACACGGGAAAAAUGACGACCCAAAAUUGUCUUUCACGUUGACUUUGUACAGUUUUUACAGCGAUCGAUAAAACCACACGACGGCGACGACGGUGGUGGUGUGUUGCCAAAGCCCGAGAUAGCCAAAGAACUCGACCGACUUCAGCUCAAGGACUUUUUCAAACUUACAACCGGAUCGGCUCACUUUUAACGCACCAAAAACAAAAACAAACAAAAAUGACCUGAAAAGAACUAAAAAUGAAGCCUCGUAAAACUUGGCAUUAUUUGCAUGUCACGCUUCUCUGCAUGCGGCGGCACCAGAACCCCCAAAAUGGACCCGAUGAACAAAACCCUUUAAUGUGACAAUAAUGCUGAUUUUUUUUUUUUUUUAUUCAUUUUUACACUCAUGCAGCAUUUAAAUUUUUUUUUUUUCAUCUUGUCCAACAUGAUCAUGUGAACUUUAACCCUGCUGUGAUGUUGUUUGAUGCAUUUCAAAAUUUAAAAAAAACGUAAUUAUUUUGCUAAAAUAAGUUUUGCGAUGGCAAUAUCAACAUUUCUCCCCAUAUUUGAGACUUUUCCAUCAUUUCAUAUUCUUCAGGGUAAAUUGACCCAUUUUUAAGUGAAGCUUAAUAAGUGUCAUCAACUCAAAUUCUGUGAUGCUUUUGAGUGAUUACACAAAAUGACCCGUUUUAAAGAAAGUCCAUUUUUAAUUGAAGACAAAUUAUGAGUCAUGGUCAGUCAAUCGGUAUUGAUUAAUUUUGGUGAUUAAGAAUGUCCCGGGUCAAAUUGACCCUGGGAUGUUGUUUCUGUUCCCGAGAAAACAGAUCUAGAUAUUCCCUUUCAAAUAAUAAUAAUAAUGAUAAUGUAAUGAGUUUCUUUAAUGGCUUUUUCCCCCUUUUCGACAGUUCUGGGUAUUGUAAAGUGUUUGGGUCAAACUGACCCGGGAAAAUUUUAGCUGUUGCUGCGAAAAAAAUAGAUUUACUCUUGAUUGACAGAAUUUGCUGGUCUUACUUUUUUCUUUACAUUUAUGAAACAUGUUCUGUGAUUUUUUUUUUUUUUCUUCCUGACACUUGUACGGGUCAAAUUGACCCAUUUAGAAAUAAUGUAGUGGGUUUAUUAUUGUAAUCAAGCAUAAAUGAUUAAUAAUUGAGUUUAACAUUUUUGUUGAUUAUGAUACGGAGUUUAACGUGUCCCGGGUCAGUUUGACCCAGGGACAUUAUUGCUAUUCCUGCAAUUUUUUAAAAAAUAAUUAGCAUUCCAUUUCUAUUCCUGGUAUUUUUUUAACCAUUUAAGAAAUUUAAUUUGGAUUGUUUAAUAAUUUUUGAUCAAUUAAAAUAAACGCGGGUCACUUUGACCCAUAAAAAUCGGACCGACGAAAACCAACGUCACAGGAAGUUUAAACUGCCCGUCUUGCAAUAUUUUGUCUCCAAAAGAUCCCAAUAAUUCAUGCAAGGUGCCAAGACUAUUAGGACACGCCUCCUAAUAAAUCAACAAAUCCAUCAUUUGAUUAGAAUCUUAAUCACUACGUUUCCCUUCCCAAUAAUUUCGUCCAUGUCGGGUGCACAAUGUGGCUUCUUUUAUUUAUUUUUUUUUUUUUUCAAUUUCAAACAUCAUUUAAAUGCAUUUUGUCUUAUUUUUAUUCAGGCAAUUGUGAGCGAAACCUAAACAAAAAAAAAAAAAAAAUGGCGGUUGACACACACACACACACAUAGAUGGGAAUGUUUUUUGUUUUUUUGUUUUCAUAUUUUGCGUCAGUGGCCCGGACCAAAGCUCUCGACUUGAUAUGCACAUUGUACAGAGACCUUUUUUUCACCACGUUGACAAUCUUGUUCCAAAAAUAAUAAUAAUAAUGUCCAGAAGAGAUGAAAAAAAGAUGUACAGACGACGAUGACGGCGCUGACUUUACCUCACUAUGAUUGCGUUAUUUAUUAAUAUUUUUGCUCUCUCUUCAUGCACUCCAUCACUCACGUGUUUGCUAACAAUUAUUACCAAAUAUUUUUUUUUUCCAGUCGACCACCUUGAAACCAAAGCUAAAAAUAUUCUGCUGUUUUUUUGUUUUCUUUUCUAAACAAUAAUAAUGCUAAUAAAACUGUAUUUAAUCUAUGGUGGAGCAAUAUCUGUUUUGGUCCAUAUUUUUGUUGGUUUAUUACUAAGAAAGGCGAAAAACGGAAACGCUUCAAACUGUCUACACUGAUUUGUACCAUAAUGUUAGGAAUAAACAAUUGUUUGACAUCAAUCUGCUCAAAUUGUAAUUUAUUCAUAUUUUUAUACGGUGUUUGCCCUUUUUAUUUAUUAAAAAAUUGAA